UUGGCGUCGAACACACGCACGCGGCCGUCACCGUCUUCGCCGUGCCUACGAAGAGAUCGAGGAGGAAGAGGAAGCGGCGUCGCGGCGCACCCCGUUUCCAUUCUCGGCUUCCUCGCCCACCGACCACCCCCGCCUCUCCUCCCUCAGCCUACGCGCCGCCCGCCGCCGCCAUUGACGCACAGAUGAUGGGCUCCUCGGGCUCCGGCAAUGGCUCCCGCCACCUCGACCCGGGCCGCGUCCACGAGCUCGUCAUGCGCCGAAAGCCGUACGACCUCCUCCACUACCUGAAUUCCGUGCCCGGGGCGUCCGAGGACCCGCACUGCCGCCAGAUCAAAUACGUCGCGGAGACUCUCCUGCUGCUCAUGCGAAGAGGUUUGGUUCCCGGAGACAAGACGCUGAUCGUGGAUUGGGCCCGAAACGCAUGGCUGAACGCGACACAAAGCAGACUUUUUUCAUCCCAGAUGGUUGGUGGUGGUCCAUCCAAUUUUACUUCAGAUGCAGGUUAUAAUAUGCAUCCACACAAUUCAAGUUCAUAUUCUGGAAGGAUGUUGACCAAUGAACCUGUCAGUAAUGACUUCAGACAUGCUGCAAUGCAUAAUCAAUUAUCUGCUUCUAACCCAAGGAAUCAUACUGCAACAUUUCCUCCACAGCAAGCAAACUCAACUGAUGUGAUGCUUGAUGGAACCCCUGCUUUUAACUCCGGAACUCAUGCUUCAGCAUAUGUUCCAUUGCGGAAUAAUUCUAAGCUUGGUCAUGAUAUGCACCCACACAAUUCAAGUUCAUAUUCUGGAAGGAUGUCGACCAACGAACCUGGGCUCAGAGAUACUGCAACGCAUAAUCAAUUAUCUGCUUCUUACUCACGGAAUCAUACUGCAACAUUUCCUCAACUGCAAUUAAACUCGAAUGAUGUGAUGCUUGAUGAAACAUCUGCCUUUAACCCUGGAACUCAUGCUUCAGCAUAUGUUCCAUCAGGGGGUUAUUAUACACUUGGUCAUAAGAUGCACCCACAAAAUUCAAAUUCAAAUUCUGGAAGGAUGUUGACUAACAAACCUGGUAGUAAUGGGCUCAGAGAUACUGCAACGCAUAAUCAAUUAUCUGCUUCUUACUCACGGAAUCAUACUGCAACAUUUCCUCAACUGCAAUUAAACUCGAAUGAUGUAAUGCUUGAUGAAACAUCUACCUUUAACCCUGGAACUCAUGCUUCAGAAUAUGUUCCAUCACGGGGUUAUUAUACACUUGGUCAUAAUAAUUCAAGUUCAUAUUCUGGAAGGAUGUUGACCAACGAACCUUGUAGUAAUGAGGUCAGAGAUGCUGCAAUGCAUAAUCAGUUAUCUGCUUCUAACUCAAGGAAUUAUACUGCAACAUUUCCUCCACUGCAGGCAAACUCAAAUGAUGUGCCGCUUGAUGAAACAUCUGGUUUUAACUCCGGAACUCAUGCUUCAGCAUAUGUUCCAUUGCGGGAUAAUCCUACACUUGCACAAGCAUUCAAUGAACUCUUGGAUAAUAUUUUUUCGCCACAAAAGCAUGGUACACGGACGGUCGGACCACUAUGGCCGUGCCACCCUGGGUCAGAGCAGAAUAGAAAAGUGCUGCCCACAGUAGAUAUCAAAGGAAAGAGACCUGCAUCGAUGAAGGUGACGACGCUGAGGUUGAACGUUGCUUCUUUGGUUGCAGAGGAUGGAAUUAAUAGUGCUGCAGGGGUGUUGAUUAGGGAUGGCAGCACGGCACAAUUCAUCAGUGCAUCAUGUUUUAGUCCGAUACUACGCAGAGAGCCAGCUCUUCUUCUUGCAGCUGCUUGUUGCAAAGGGAUCAAAAUCGCUCUGUCCUAUCAACCAGCUAGUAUCACGCUGGAGUCCCAUCUGCUCCCUCUGCUCAACCCGCUAUACGCCUCUUCGGAUCAACCGCCAGAUGUAGUACAGCUGAAAGAAUUCCUGAGCCAGGGAUACCCACAUUUCGUAGUCCGGGACAUUCCAGAAGAAUCCAAUCGUGCUGCUUGUGAGUUGGCUCUCAAUGUUUUGCACCUACGGGAGUCCUAUAUGUUCUUCAAUGAUCCGCCAGAAUGGCUUGUCCCUUACUUAGAUCAGUGAGCUUAAAUACUCUUUUGAGUUCGAAAACAAUUCACCGGCUACUCAGUAUAGAAAGCUUCAUGGUGUAGGUAAAUGGCAGGUGCAAGCUUUCAUCUUGAGUGUAGUACUGUAGAUUAGAUAUAGUGAAGUUGAAGUAUACAUACAGUAACGACGUUCUUUCAACAUCUCACAUACAUACAUGCAUACAUGGAUAGUGUCUUGUCUGUCUUCUCGCUGUACUUGCGACCCAGAUGUGAUAGGUGUGAUGUAAACCUGGAUAGACCAUAUACUGAUGAAUAGAAAUGAUUACAGUUGAUCUU
Messenger RNA from Triticum aestivum (bread wheat), 2386 nucleotides. RefSeq lists its product as uncharacterized. The transcript has 18 exons. The record is from RefSeq and is a predicted model, not a curated record. The coding region runs from base 183 to 2087 and encodes 634 amino acids. Lineage: Eukaryota; Viridiplantae; Streptophyta; Magnoliopsida; Poales; Poaceae.